AUUGACACACUUGUCACACUUUUCGCUGCAUUUUGCAGUACAGCAGCAUUGAACAGCAAAACUGAUCAGCUGACGGAAGAUAUCAGUUUGCUGAUUAAACUUCGUUGCUUGUACAUGAUCGUAACCGUUGCUUAAGCGGAAAGUGGGUGAUUUGCAUUUGGCCAUGACAGAGCAUUUCUCACAUGUUCAGUGGAAGAGAAUUCGCGGGACGAUCGUUGGACGAUUUUCUACACACUGCUGCGAUUGUGAGAAAUGGCCCAGAUCGACGAGCCCGCAGAGAUCGGUGUGACCACCGCGUUUCUGCAUAACCCCCUAACUGGGGAUCCCUUCGAUAAGGGCUUUCCGGAGGCGGCGGUAGAGGAGGACGAGAAACCGCUCUUGGAGCCGGAUAAAGUGGACCCCACCAAACUGCCCACAUUCUAUGCCGCCGUGCGCUUGGUGCCGUUCGCUUUCUUCCUCUGCAUGGGCGCAGGGAUUUAUUCGCCGGUUUGGACCGAGUUGCUAAAGAAUCGGGUAUGCCUGAUUGGUCUGCAUAUUCCUGCGAAUGUGUGCGCGCACAUUACGGAUGACCAGUACAAAGAGCAGGGUGAUGCGGUGCGCAGUAUGACGGCCGAUUAUCAGCAGUACGAUACCCUUAUUGGCAGUCUGCCAGCCAUUUUUUUCAACAUUUUUGUUGGGGCAUGGAGCGAUCGCUUCGGGCGAAAACUGCCGAUGGUGGUGCCGAUGAUCGGGAUGACCUUAGCGGUGGCCUUCACCGCUGUGGUGGCAUAUUUUCCCAUGCAUCCGGCGUAUCUGCUGAUAGCCUCCAUUCUAAGUACUUUGACAGGCGGUUGGACGAUUAUCCUUAUGGCCAAAUUCAGCUACAUCGGCGAUCACACAACCAGCCAUACUCGCGCCAUGAACAUCGCCAUUAUUGACGGCUCCCUGAGUCUGUUUAUGAAUUCGGGCGGUCUUCUGGGCGGCGUGAUUUACACCCACUUGGGUCGCGUCACCCCCUUCUACAUCGCCACCGGCAUGUACGUGGCUUGCAUUCUGUACGUCCUCCUGGUCAUCCGCGACCAGCCCAUACAUACACGUGGCGAAAGACCUGGCCUCCUAUCGCUCUUCACCUUGCGCAACCUGCAGGACAACUACCGAAUGUUGCGUAAACCCCGGAUGGGCGACACCCGUCUCCACCUGUGGCUCGUGCUUUUAGCCCUGGCCAUCUACAGCAUUUGCGAAUCGGGUGACAGUCGGGUCAUGCAGCUGUACGUGGAAUUCCCGCCCUUCCACUGGUCACUGUACCAGUACACCGUUUUCUCCUGCGUUGCCGGUUUCGCCAGUUCCAGUUGCGUGAUCGUGUCCAUGUACCUUCUGCGGACAUACCUCCACGUUUCCGAUACAUUAGUAGCGUUUAUGGCGUGCUUUUCGGGAUUGUUGUCGUACUUUACCUACGGGAUCGCGUGGGCAAGCUGGAUGCUCUAUUUGGCCGUUGGCGUCGGUUUACUGCGUUUAUUAUUGUACGUUAGUAUCCGAUCGUUAAUGAGCGGAUUGGUGGAUUCGGAUGAGAUCGGGAAGAGCAUGUCGCUGAUCUCUUCGAUGCAGAGUAUCACGCCGGUGUUAGGCGCGCUGAUCUUUACCAAUAUGUUCGCCCGGACCAGUCACUGGUGGGCGGGGCUCUGCUAUGUGAUGGCGGCGUUUGCGCUGGUUCCGGUGUGGAGUAUGUUGGGCUAUGUGGAUGUGAUGCGGAGGCGGGCGGUGUACCGGGAGGAUUACAAGUAUCAGAGUAUCAAGCCGGAUGCGUCGAACAUGGAGCCAGCCACUGAAGACGGACUAGUCGCCGCGCUCGUCUACAAUCCCGUUCCUGGGGGUCCCUUUGAAAAACAUCCCAAAGAUAUCGAUGACGAUGAGCAGCCGUUGUUGAAUGAAGUUCGUGAGGGGAAAUGGGAUCCUUCCAAGUUAUCGACAUUUUACGCAUCGUACCGGAUGGUACCAAUGGCGUUGAUUAUGUGUAUGGGAUGGGGAAUAUCGACACCGGUGUGGAUCGAGCUGCUUAAAAACCGAGUGUGCUCGGUGGCAUUGCAGUUUCCAGCCAAUGUCUGCGCUCUCAUAACUGAAGAUGAAUUUAAAACUCAAGGCGACGCCGUGCGGAGUAUGACCGCCGAUUACCAGCAGUAUGACACGCUGAUCAGCAGUCUCCCGGCCAUCAUCUUUAACAUUUUCGUCGGUGCCUGGAGUGAUAAAGUCGGGCGGAAGUUACCAAUGAUCCUGCCGCUGAUCGGUGCAACACUGUCAGCAGGCUACACGGCAGCCGUUGCAGCAUUUCCCCAUUUGCAUCCAGGGUAUUUGCUGAUAGGGUCUAUUGUCACGACGAUAACCGGUGGUUGGACGAUUGUCAUCAUGGCCAUGUUCAGUUACAUCGGCGACCAUACAACCGAUCAUAGCCGGUCAAUGAAUAUUGCACUAUUGGACGGUUCGUACAGUUUAUUUACCAACAGCGCCAUUCUGAUUGGCGGAGUGCUUUUCAAGUACUACGGCGUAACCCUGCCCUUAUAUAUUUGUGCCGGUGUAUACUUGGCAACCAUUGUUUACGUUUGGGCUGUGAUCCGCGAUGUAAAGAUCAACUCCACCUCCAGCGGCCAAACUUUAGGCAUUUGCAGCCUGUUUUCGGUUCAAAACCUGAAAGACAACUUCCAGAUGAUGCGGCGAAAGCGGCUGGGUGGAACCCGGCUCCACAUUUGGCUAGUAUUUUUGUCAUUAGCCAUUUACGGCAUCUGCGACAGUGGUGACAGUCGGGUCAACCAGCUUUUCAUGGAAUUUGCCCCGUUUUACUGGAGUCUAUACGAAUACUCAAUAUUUUCCUGUGUUUCCGGGUUUGUCAGUUCUGUUUCGGUGAUGGUACUGAUGCUGGUGUUGAGGAAAUACCUGCAGGUGUCGGAUACACUGGUUUCGUUUAUCGCCUGUCUAUCCGCCAUAUUGGGAUACUUUACGUACGGUAUCGCCGUGACCACUUGGAUGUUGUAUUUGGGGGCGGGAUUAGGAUUAUUGCGGUUGUUGUUGUAUGUCAGCGUGCGAUCCAUGAUGAGCGGUCUGGUCGAUUCGGAUGAGAUUGGGAAGAGUAUGUCGUUAAUCUCGUCGAUGCAGAGUAUUAUACCGGUGGUGGGAGCGCUGAUCUUUACGAACAUGUUCGCCCGAACGAGUUCGUGGUGGUCGGGACUGUGCUAUGUGCUGGCGGCGUUUGUCCUGGUGCCGGUAUUGGCCAUGUUCGGCUACGUGGAUGUUGUGAGGAGGAGAGAUCUGUACCGAAAUGAAAAACAGUAAUUUUUAGCCAAUAUUUGGCUGACUUUAGUUUUACGUUAAUUGACAGAGAGCGUGUUGCAAAGAUUUAAUGCUAGCAACACCAUUUAUACCCCUACGUGUGGUUAAUGCCUUCACCUGAUUUAUCUGUGAUCUCUAAAUCCUAAUACGCUCUUCGAUAUCGCAAGGCUACCAUUAAGUAUUGUCAUGAAUUUUAAUCUGAAGUCAGAAUCCUUGAGAACAUAAGGUACAAACCGUACAUACUGUAAUCCUUGCAUAUGUGGUG
Messenger RNA from Paramacrobiotus metropolitanus, 3562 nucleotides. RefSeq lists its product as uncharacterized. The record is from RefSeq and is a predicted model, not a curated record. Gene Ontology annotation, cellular component: membrane. Bases 253 to 3300 code for a protein of 1015 amino acids. Gene Ontology annotation, molecular function: transmembrane transporter activity. The transcript is spliced from 8 exons. Gene Ontology annotation, biological process: transmembrane transport. Lineage: Eukaryota; Metazoa; Tardigrada; Eutardigrada; Parachela; Macrobiotidae.